UAUAGUACGGUAUAUUGUAUUUACUGAUUUAUGGUAUUGCAGAAGUUUGGAUUCAUCUUUUUCCUUCAAACAUUAUUCCAUAAUCUAUCUCAUCGAGGGACCUUCCAUCCUGCUGUCCUGUGUUCCCAAUCAAUUAAGUGGUGGAUUUAUAAAAAAAAAAUUAAAAACGGACCUUGUUCCUCAAGCAACUUGGACUUUGAACUCUGAACUGUCGAAUUGUCAAACUGCUUCCAGACUCAGUUAAUCAGUUUGGAAAUACAAUACAGACUUUGGAGUUUGGAUAACACAUACAGAAUUAUCUGUUUUAUAAAAUAAAUAACAACGAUAUGCCUGAGAAAUCUGAUGAAAGACUUACAUCAGGUGACGCAAAUGAUGUCACAAAUAUAAGCAAUGAAUCUGUUAAUUUGAAGCAAAAGAUUUCUCUACUUAAUGGAGUUUGUUUAAUUGUCGGAAAUAUUAUUGGAUCAGGAAUUUUCUUGACACCUAAAGGAGUUCAGGAACAAUGUGGAUCUCCAGGAUUAAGUCUUAUUAUAUGGACAGUUUGUGGAGUAUUUUCAAUGAUUGGUGCGAUAUGUUACGCUGAACUUGGAACUACUAUUGUAAAGUCGGGAGCUAGUUAUGCUUAUAUCUUAGAGGCAUUCGGCCCAAUGAUUGGAUUUGUCCGACUCUGGGUAUCAGUACUUAUUAUAGAGCCAACUGUUCAGGCAGCAAUUGCGAUUACAUUUGCCAAUUACCUGAUUCAACCAUUCUUUCCUACUUGUGAACCGCCGUUUUAUGCUGUUCGUCUUCUUGCUGCAGUUUGUGUGUGUUUCAUCAUGGCAAUGAACUGCAUAAGUGUACGGUAUGGAACAAGGAUUCAAGAUAUAUUUGCAUAUGCUAAAGUGUUUGCACUGAUUGUCAUCAUUAUUACAGGAUUCGUUUGGAUUGGAUUAGGAAAAAGUUCAAGUUCUUUCAGAGAACCAUGGGCUGGGAUGACAGAUAAUGUUGGAAACAUUGCUCUUGCUAUGUAUUCCGGUCUUUAUGCUUAUUCUGGAUGGGAUACAUUGAACUUUAUGGUUGAAGAAUUACAAGACCCCUACAGGAAUCUUCCAAAUGCUAUCUACAUAUCGAUGCCUAUUUGUACCGUUAUUUAUAUCCUCACAAAUAUUGCAUAUUAUGCUGUUCUAUCACCUUCUGAAAUGAUCUCAUCAGACGCGGUAGCAGUGACAUUUGCAGCAGAAACUCUUGGGGUCAUGAAGUGGACUAUUCCAAUCUUUGUCGCAAUGUCAACGUUUGGUGGUUUGAAUUCUUCUAUGAUGGCGUCAUCAAGGUUAUUUUUCGUUGGAGCUCGUGAAGGUCAUCUUCCUGAUUAUUUCGCCAUGGUUACUGUUAGCAAGAAGAACGAGAGACACACACCUGCACCUAGCAUGAUAUUAACGGGUCUCUUAACUCUGGUCUAUCUUUGUGUUGAGAAUGUUUUUGAUUUGAUCAAUUACUACAGCUUCAUGUAUUGGUUAACAGUCGGCUUGUCAAUCGUAGGUCAAAUUAUUCUACGAUUUAAACGACCAGAACUACCUAGACCACUAAAGUUCAAUAUCGUAUUUCCAUUUGUUUUUUGUGUCGCAUGCUUGUUCCUUAUCGUUGUUCCGUUCAUCACUGAAACUGUGGAUUCCCUUAUUGGUACAGCUAUGGUAUUAUCAGGUUUUCCAAUAUAUUUUCUGUUUGUCUAUAUCAAACCGUCAAGGCACCCGAAAUGUUUGCGAAGCUCUAUCGAGUGGACAACAGAAUUUUUGCAGAAAAUUAUGCCUACAGCUACUACACAGAAAGAAAUUGAACACGAUUUUUAGGAUAUCAACAAUAACACAAACCUCAUUAGUUAAUUGUAAGACAGCAUUUUUCUCAAUGCAAUACAUCAUGCUUUUACUCAAUAUAUAUAUAUAUAUACCCAGAAUGGAAGUGGUUCUGAAAUAUAACUGUCCAAUUCCUAUUAAUUUAUUUGGUACUUUUUUGCACCCGUUUAGGUCUCUCUUUAGGGUAUUGAUUUAAAUUUUGAAUGUAUUUAUUUGGAUAUUGUGUCUGACCUGUCAAUAACACAUACCUCAUUAGUUAAUUGUAAGACAUCAUUUCUCUCAGGCGAGUAUAAAAUGCAAUAUUGUCACGAGUGUUCCAAGUAUAGUUGCCCAUGCCCACAGAACUAGACUGAUUCAUCAUGCUUUUACUCACAAUAUAUAAAUACUUUGAAUGAAAGUGGUUAUGAAAUAUAACUGUUCAAUUCCUAUUUAUUUAUUUGGUACUUUUUGCAUCUGCUUCUGUCUCUCUUUAGGUUAUUGAUUUUAUUUUCGAUUGUAUUUGUUUGGAUAUGGUUAUAUAAAAAAGAACAGGAUUGUUUCUGACCUGUGUCACCCAUGAAAAAAUGUAACAUGUGUGCACUUUGCAAAUAAUACCAAGACUUAUAUAAUGAUUUUAAAUGGACAUGUUUCCUUAUUGCUUAUGCUAUCCUUUUUCUUUUUUAUGUUUAUGAAAUUGUUACACAUUUGGCUUAUUUUUAGAUGAAAUGCUAUUUUUUGCACCAAUCAAAAUUGUUUUUGCAUCUUCUGCACUGUCUUAGCAUCGUGGUAGCUAUUCAUUUUUAUCAAUUUGGACACGCAGAAUAAUUGAAGUAAACAUUGUUUUAAUUAGUAUCCUCUAUUUUAUUUUGUCAGUAGUUACUUAUUGUUGUCUCAUAAGAUAUUUUAAAUGCUUAAAAAGACAUUUUCAAAUAAAAAUAAUAUAAAUUAUUUAUAAAAUCAAGAAUUAACUGGAUCGAAUAUAACCAAUUUUCAACGUAUUCGAUUUGGACAUCCCUUGGGGCAUAUUUUGAUCAAAUGGAAUAACUAGAUCUAGCGAAGUGACACUUUGUUGUUAGUAAAAAUACAACUAAAAUAUUCUUUGGCAGAACUUCUGAUUACCAACACUCUUCAUUAUUACCGGUACUUAUUGCAUCAUUAUAAAUAUGGAUGCCUGCUUACUCGACAAAAAGCCACGCCCAUCCAAUUAUUGCAAGAGCUUAAUACAUGAAUUUUGUGCCUCUUAGUUCUUUUUCCAUUAGGAUCUCUCGAUUGAAUUGUUAAAAUCAAAACUUAUGCCAGCAGACAAAAAGAAAUGUUUGAACUGAAUUCAAAACUUACCUGCACCUGUUAAAGCACUGCAUCAAAUUGUACAUUGGCAAUAAAUUUUCUCUUCGCACUAUUUUGGAGCGUGCAUCAUCCGCUAUUGCAUUCAUUUUUAAUUUAAGUACUUUCGCAUGUGUUUUUUUUAGUGUUGUAAAUAUUUUUAGCUAGUAAUAACUUAUUGCUUAGUAGAUCAUGAACCUAAUAAACAGAAAUGAAAUGCCUAUAUUUUCAAUAUAUAAAUCACUUCAUACACAGUUUUGCACUGUUAAAUAUCUUUUUGUUGUUGUUUAUGCGAGAAAAAAGAAUCUGCUCUGUGAUAGUGCAUUAGAUUUCCAUAUGAACCUGAUAAACAGAAAUGAAAUGCCUAUAUUUUCAAUAUAUAAAUCACCUCAUACACAGUUUUGCACUGUUAUCUCUUUUUUGUUUGUUGUCGUUUAUGCGAGCAGAAAAAUUUAUCUACUCUGUAAUAGAACCGCUAGACUGGUCUUUUAAGAAUAGAUAGUUGCUUGAUACCUUAGGUGAUAAAGAUGGUCCGUCUUACAAAAACUGAAUUGGAAUGUUUUUAACUAGCUACCGUACAUAUUGGUAUGUUAUUGUCGAAUAAACAUUGAACAAGCUUUGCAUGAA
Styela clava is the source of this 3758-nucleotide messenger RNA. Its product is annotated as Y+L amino acid transporter 2-like. Gene Ontology annotation, molecular function: L-amino acid transmembrane transporter activity. The record is from RefSeq and is a predicted model, not a curated record. NCBI's taxonomy places the organism in Eukaryota, Metazoa, Chordata, Ascidiacea, Stolidobranchia, Styelidae. Gene Ontology annotation, biological process: amino acid transmembrane transport. Gene Ontology annotation, cellular component: membrane.